ACGUUAAUUUUAGUCAGAGCGCUCACCUGUCGGUCGACACUUAAUUAAACUAGACGGUCUCUCGCGUCGUGAGAGGCGGCGUUUUGCAGAUGUUUCCUUCGUCCGGUCUUUUUGGUGAUAUAAAUUGUCCUUUCACUAAACGUGGGGUUUGUGAGCGGCCUCACUGUUUCUACAAACAUGCAGAGAUGCGGGACAUGUUCGGUUCCUCCUUUAAAUCCUCCAUAGUUGACUUCACAGGAGUCCAAGAUGGCUAUCCAUAUGAUGUCAGUGGUGCACCAAUAAAUGACCAAAAAGAUGACUGCCUCCAGCAGCUGGCGAAGAUCAACAAGGAGAUUGAAUCUGUUAGACAUGAGGUCGAGCAGGAGCAACGACGAUUGACCCACUACCAAACUGUACAGGUGGACAGCAGAAACUCGGUGCCUAGUGUCUCUGUUUCCAAGUACGAGACAACAGGCAAAAACAUAGACAAAGGGCCAUAUUGUCUGUCUUCAUGUACAAACUUAAGAAAGACCAACUCCCGAGCAAGGAAGUAUGUAGUUGACAACUCCAAACCAAGGACUGAUUUGGAGUAUGACCCUCUGUCAAACUUUUCUGCUAACUUGCGGCCUUACAGCUCGUCAGAAAAGGAGCAAAAGGAGAAAGACGGAAAAGGUUUGAAAAGAGGAAGAAAUGCUUGUCAUUCCGACCGAAAGCAGACACUCAAUUAUCAGGCUCCACUCUCCCGAUCGCCAUCUCCAGAUAGACACGAUGACUCUUAUGAAGACAGUGAACUGAUCAUUGACAUUCCUCCCUUGCCUGACGGGGAGACGGGGAAAUCUGAAAAUUCUGUUUCUGAAAAAUCCCUUGAGGAUAUAGUGGAGGAAUUUCAGGAGGUUAAAGCGCCACUAAUUUUACUUGAUUCUCCACCGCUGCAAGUUUCAAAAAUUGAGGCAUUCGAUGCUGCAUCCAAACCUGCAUUAAAGCUAAAAGAUAGAGUUCACAUUAACUGUGUUACUGAAAACAAAAUCAAUACUGAAAAAAUUCUGUCUCAUUCUUAUGAGAACAAAGAAUGUGAAAAUGUGCUCGUAAAUGGAAGUGGUUUUGACUUGACUAAAUGUUUAGACGUCCUGGAAAGAGAGAGUCGUAAGAAUACUCAUUUUCAUUCCACUGAAACACUUGUGGAUAAAAGUCCUGAACCUGCAGAUCCUCCUGCAACCACAGACAAGCAAGAUCAAAACCAGAACAAACUGGUGGUUAUAAAAAAUAAAGUACCACAGUGUGAGCCGUCCCAUAGUGUUGAGAACAUGAAUCCACUGCAGCCUUAUAAUUAUCAUUCAAAGAAUUCCCUUUUUUAUCAAGCUCCUGAGAUUUACUCAGAAGAACAGAACAGGCACCAUGCCAGUCAAGCCCAGACAACAGAGCCGCUUGCUCAGAACAGAGUUAGUGACCAUUGGGCUUCAGCAAAUAUUUUACCAACACUGCGUCCACGCAGCCAGAAAACAUCAAACAAAACACUCGGGCUGAUGCAAGGUAAAACUUUGGAUGAUCAUCCUCCACUUGAAAGAUACGUGGAUCCAGUACAACCAGCGUCAGGCAGCAGCAGUGCUCAGGCCGGGCACAUUUCUUCAGAAUCAAUUGAGCAACCCUCAAUGACGGCAGAUGGUGAAGAAGUUAUAAUCAUUGAUUCCUGCUCUGAUAACGAAGAUGAGCUCAACUACUCAGAAAUAGAGCUCUCAGACGAUGACCCAAUGGAGGAAUGCUACAGGAUCUUCAUGGAAGCAAACGAGGAUAAUGGAAGUGAAGAGCACCCUGAUGUUUCUGUUAGAGAUAUGGAUGUGGAUAAGCCAAUGUUAAAUGUCAAACCACCAGCAUUGGCGGGAAAGAAGAGGGUGGCUCAUGAAGCCAAACAUGUAGAGCCAGCAGCUAAGAGCAGACCUCAGCCUCAGGUGCUGGUUCCUUUGCGUGGGCCUGUGGUGUCGGGAUUCGCCCCCCAGCCGUCCAUCACUGCCAAGAUCCAGCAGGUACAGCAGAGAGCCUCGAUUCUGACUGCUUCGCUUAAAGGUGGUCAGGCUUUUGUUUCCUCUGCCUGUCAGAGGACAUCAGAGACCCAGAGUACACCUUCUCCUUCCACUCAAACUCCUGAGAACUUACAGUCUGCUCCUGUCCAAAAUGCUUACAUAAACUACAUACCUUUGGGAACAGCCAUGAUAAAUGUCGGAAACAACCUGCAGUUGAUCCUUCCUGAAGGCGCCUUCCCCCUGCCAGUGACUUCCAGUUCCAGCCAAGUUACUUCAGUGCUAACUCCGAUCACUCAAGUGUAUACAAACCCUGUAACGGUUAAACACACAUAUCUGCCACCUGGACUUAACCAUGUGCAUAGAUACAGCACAACAGCACCUAUGCUCAUCCCUGCACAGGCACGCAAACCAACAUUCAACUCCGCCUUUGCAUUAGCACAUUCAAGUCCUGCAGCUUCUGCUCCUAAAGCUGCUGUCCAUUCCACUGUCAAGCCAGUUCCUACUAAACGUAAACUGAAGCAGCAGUGUGGGGCCCCCAAAGACAAAGUGCCCCAUGACAUCAGACAACGUUAUGUUAACAUGUUUACAGAGGAGUUCCUCAAAACAUCAGCCAAUGUCAAUGAUGCAUUUGAAAAGGCACUCGCUGAAGAGAAGACUUUGUAUAAUCGCAGUGUGAACAAAAUCAAAUAUCUGAGUGUUGCAGUGAAUGCUUUGAAGAGGCUGAAGAACCAAAGUGCUGCUGCUGCUAAAGAUCCAACUGUGGUCAGCACCCAAAGAUGCAAAGGCAACAUUCCACUUACCGUUGAGAAGUUUGAAGGAAAUGCAGAUGAUAUGCCAUUUUAUGAGAGUUUAAAGGACUAUCUUAUGAUGGAAGACAAGAUGAUUGAGAGCAACUAUCCUGUCCACCACCCUGAGAAGCCAGGUUGUGCUGUUCUUUUUGCCGACCCCAAGAAAGUAAACACAGACCCCCUCAAGAGGAUCUGCUGUCGAUGUGGGGCUACAUACUCUGUGAGCGAAACGGGCAAACACGUUCGUAAGGAGGAGUGUAAUUACCACUAUGGGAAAGGUGUCAAGAAUAAAGUGCCAGGUGGAGUAGAAACCCGCUACAGCUGCUGUGAGGGAGUCAUGGGAGCACCUGGAUGUCAGGUGUUUAAGUUGCAUGUCCAUGAUUCCCUCAGCCUGGAUGGAUUUGUGACAACCAUCCCAAGAAAAUCUUCAGACAGGAGCUGUCCUGGGGUCUAUUCCUUGGAUUGUGAAAUGUGUUACACCAUUCAUGGUCUGGAGCUGUCCAGAGUGACUGUGGUGAACUCGAGUCUGGAAGUCAUCUAUGACACCUUCGUCAGACCUGAUAAUGAGGUCAUCGACUAUAACACCAGGUUUUCAGGUAUCAGUGAGAAUGAUGUGACGGGUAACCACACCUCCCUCAGAGAGGUGCAGGAGGCCUUAUUGAGCUUCAUAAAAGCCGACACCAUUCUGAUUGGACAUGGCAUGGAAACAGACCUCUGUGCCCUGAAGUUGCAUCAUGGGACAGUGGUGGACACAUCAGUGGUCUUCCCCCACCGUCUGGGCCCCCCUCACAAGCUAACCCUCAACAAUCUCACUGCUGAACAUCUCAGGAGGAUCAUCCAACAGAGUGUGUAUGGCCAUGACACUGCAGAAGAUGCUGCUGCCUGCAUGGAGCUUAUGCUAUGGAAGGUCAAAGAAGAUGGAAAACUGAAAAAAUGAUUUAAUAAAACAUUCCUCUCCCCGCCCAUAAAUGGAAUAAAACACAAGCUGUUGGAGCGUUUGAAUGUCACAUUUAGUUUUGUAUUUCUCAGUUAACUUUAUUGAUGACAUAAGAGGGCUGUUUUUUUCUUCUAGUUUCAUUACAUCACUGAUAAAUGUUAAUACAGGAUUUUGUUUGUUAAAUUUGUAUUUGCAGCCCAUGUGUCUAUAUCUGUCAUAAUAUGUGGUAUAACUGUAUUAAAAAAACCUGAAGAGGCUGUGAUGUCAUCAGUAUUAUCCAAAUAAAAGAAAUGACUGCA
Molecule: messenger RNA, 4021 nt
Organism: Labrus mixtus (cuckoo wrasse)
Lineage: Eukaryota; Metazoa; Chordata; Actinopteri; Labriformes; Labridae
Exons: 16
Coding region: 90-3722 (1210 amino acids)
Cellular component (GO): nucleus
Molecular function (GO): exonuclease activity; nucleic acid binding
Source: RefSeq, a predicted model, not a curated record